Molecule: messenger RNA, 234 nt
Organism: Trichoderma virens Gv29-8
Lineage: Eukaryota; Fungi; Ascomycota; Sordariomycetes; Hypocreales; Hypocreaceae
Exons: 2
Coding region: 1-234 (77 amino acids)
Source: RefSeq, a predicted model, not a curated record
AUGCCUCGCCAGGGAGACGGUUCAAGCGAUAAUGGGCCCUUUGAGGAGGCUACUCACAAUGUCGCCCACGGUGUCACUUCUGAUGAUAAGUCAAAGGACAAGACUGCCCCCUUGCCGGAGGGUAUCCACGAGAAAGGCGCUGGCAUUAAGGGUAUGAAUGCGAGCGGCGGACAGAGUCAAGGCAUUAAAGAAGGCCCUGAUGUUGGCCAGGGCGGACGUGGAAGCUCCAACUGA